AUGGCCCCUAGAAGAGGUGGUGGAGGAGGGAGUGGCAGCUCUGUCGAUAACCAGUGCAACCGAUACGGUGCUUUUUCUAGCGACAUCUAUAAGGCGCAAAUUGGUAUUGCAGGUGGAAUUCUAUUAUUAUUUUUAAUACUGGCAUGUUGCACGAGCAGCCGAAGUGGAAACAGAAAGAAGGCUGGUCAAGAAAAGUCGAUAUUGAGAUGGUACCAGUACGGAAUCGGCCUGUUCUUAGUCAUUGCUUGGUUUAUACUCCUGAUCGUUCGCGCUGUUCUGGACCAAUGUGGCGUCCUCAACUCCUUCGAUUCUACUGCUAUCGGCACUGCAAUGAUAGUCACUCAGAGGUUGACUGAAGUAUAUCUACUCGGUCUCAUCCUGUUUGUCGCGGUAAAUCGCCUGUUCCAACUCGCCGGCUCAACUAGUCUCAAACGGACAAUGGUUGUCCUCGGCGCCAUCUUCUUUUCCAUCGUCUUCAUCUUAGUUCUGGCAUGGAUUAUACUCGCCUGCUUGAUUAUAUGGGGUGUGGAGAGCGUUGAUACAAGGUCAGGAGGAAGAGCAAGAGACAGAUUGCAACAGGCUUAUGUGGUACUAUACCUCCUUCUGGCGAUAUUUGCUGUUAUUGGGUUGGUUCUGGCAUGGAUCCGGUUGGCAAAAAAGACAGAACGCAAGCAGGGCGUUACGGGUUGGAUUCCAGUACUCAUAAUCUGCAUCCUCGGCUUCUCUUUCUACAAUGUCAUAGAAUUGUUCCUCGAAGCGUACGACCCACGAAGCCUCACAGCUAUCGGUGUCACAGUCGGCUUCGGCAUCUCGUUACUCUUUUUCUUCGGCGCCUUCUUCUCACUUUUCAUGAUCGCUAGCGGUAGAGGCUGGGACUUCCUUCGUCUACCACAGGAUAUCCAGCCAGAAUACAAUAUGGGUGCGCCACCACCAAUGACUUCGCCGUAUGCACAGUCUCCAUACGAUACUAUGCAGAGCCCGGAUGCAAAUAAGCGGAUGAGCUAUGCUUCCCAUGGAACCGCACCGGCACCGGCACCGCCUUAUAUGGGAGGUACUGGAAUGGCGUACAGUGGUAAUGGAGUUUACGAGCCACAGGGACAGACCUAUGAUAAUGGCAGAUGGGCUUCAAGUGGAUAUGCGCCAGUUGGUCAGGCGCCUACGGGGUACAGUGCCCCAAUAGGAGCGGCGAGCCGGGAUGUUGAGAAUAGUGAGUUAAUGGGCAGGAGAUAA
This is a messenger RNA of Orbilia oligospora ATCC 24927, 1230 nucleotides long. RefSeq lists its product as uncharacterized. The coding region runs from base 1 to 1230 and encodes 409 amino acids. Lineage: Eukaryota; Fungi; Ascomycota; Orbiliomycetes; Orbiliales; Orbiliaceae. The record is from RefSeq and is a predicted model, not a curated record. The transcript is spliced from 3 exons.